Messenger RNA from Zymoseptoria tritici IPO323, 2091 nucleotides. RefSeq lists its product as uncharacterized. The record is from RefSeq and is a predicted model, not a curated record. NCBI's taxonomy places the organism in Eukaryota, Fungi, Ascomycota, Dothideomycetes, Mycosphaerellales, Mycosphaerellaceae. Bases 1 to 2091 code for a protein of 696 amino acids. The transcript has a single exon. Gene Ontology annotation, biological process: mitotic DNA replication checkpoint signaling; DNA damage checkpoint signaling; DNA repair. Gene Ontology annotation, molecular function: chromatin binding.
AUGCGCAAAAGAAAGCUUCGGCGCGCGCAAAGCUUCGGAAAUGAAUCGCAGCCGUCUCUGGCGGGAUCGCAAAAGUUCCGAAAAGCAGCCGGCGGCGAGCGUGUCCCACCUUUUGGAGUGCUGAACAAUGACAAGCGUCCAUGGACCGAGCAAUUUGCGCCUAUCGAUCUAACAGAGCUUGCGGUCCACAAACGGAAAGUCUCCGACGUGCGCACCUGGUUGGAGAUGACCUUCAGCGGAAGGCGUCAGAAGGUACUCAUUCUCAAAGGCGCGGCUGGCACCGGCAAGACUACUACUGUACAGCUGCUGGCAAAAGACUUGGGCGUUGAGCUUAUGCAUUGGAGAGACCCCGGCAGUUCAGAGCACACGGAAGACGGCUUCGUGUCUUCUGGCUGUCGAUUCGAAGACUUUGUCGCCCGUGCAGGCAAGUCUUCGAGUCUGAUGAUCUCUUCAGACGCCGAUGCAGUACCUCCUGCGGAUCUGAAGCCGACAAAUACUGCAGCGCCAUCUCUGAAUCGGCCGAGAGCUCUGCUGAUUGAGGAGUUCCCCAAUACAUUCUCGAGGACCUCGACUCCAUUGAAUGCAUUUCGCUCCACCAUCGCUCAGUAUGUCUCGAUGACCGUUCCAAGCGACACAAAGCCCACCCCAAUGAUCAUGAUAAUCUCCGAGACAUUGCUUUCGACCAAUACCGCAGCAGCCGAUAGCUUCACCGCGCACCGACUCCUUGGGCCUGAGCUGAUCACAAAUCCUUGGAUCAAUGUCAUUGAAUUCAAUCCAGUCGCUCCAACAUAUCUCGUCAAGGCGCUUGAGACUAUUGUUGUCAAGGAAGCUCGCAAGUCCGGGCGGCGACGGACUCCGGGACCGCAAGUACUGAAACGUCUCGCGGAGACUGGCGACCUUCGGAGCGCAGUAUCGUCGUUGGAAUUCCUUUGCUUACGCGGUGAUGAUGGCGAUACGUGGUCUAGCAAAGUCACUUUCACAAAACCAAAACAAUCCAAGGCGCACCCGCCGCUCACUAAAGCGGAGGAGGACGCUUUGAGGCUGAUCACCAACCGAGAAAGCUCAAUUGGUAUCUUUCAUUCAGUUGGAAAAGUCGUCUACAACAAACGCAAAUCUGCACCACCGGGCGCCACUUUGGCUCAGCCUCCAGACUGGCUUCCACUGUGUCGACGUGAUGAGAUACCCGAGACCGAUGUCGACUCGUUCAUGGAUGAGAUUGGUACAGAUGUUUCGACUCUGGUUGCAGCCUUGCAUGAAAACUAUGCGAUAUCCUGUUCUGCUCCGAACAACGUUGAGAAGACAUUGAGCAGCUUGUCGGGCUGUAUGGAGAAUCUCUCGGACUCGGAUUUACUUUCGCUCGAUCGUUUCUCCUUCGGCACGCGGGCCUUCUCGGGUUCUACGGCGGACACGCUAAGACAAGACGAGAUGUGCUUUCAAGUCGCUGUAAGGGGACUGCUGUUCAGCCUGCCGAAUCCGGUUCACCGGAGUUUAGCUGUUGGCGGUAAAACGGCCGAUGCUCAUCGCAUGCUUUACCCGAAUUCUUUAAGACUGUGGAGGAGGCAGGAGGAGGUCGAGAGCAGCAUCGAAGCCCUGGUAGCAACUCUGGCCAGAGGAGGCAGCUUGGAUGCGAGCCAGGCCGCCGGAGUGUCAACCGGUGUCGUUGAGAGUUGGCAGCGGAACAAGACGACCAACACAGGUCAUGUCUCUAGCGAGGCAGAGGCAUCACUUCGACCGGACGCCAGCAGUCAGGCAAAGAAAGAGAUGAUACUGGACAGACUGCCGUAUCUGGCACGUGUCCUUGAUGCAAGGCCUCCAUCCCUGUCCAAUCGCCGAUUACUGGAUCAAGUUUUGUCAAUAACACGGACCUCUGGACCUUCAAUGUUUCAAGAGGAUGAUGAUGGCGAGCCAGACGAGAGGACCGAGCAAGCUGCUUCGGGCGAGCAGUGGACAACCGACCGACCGGAUGAAGAGUCCUCGACUACGAAGACGACAACCACAAAGCACCAGUCCACGUUUGACAACAUUACAAUUCCGGUCCGAGGUCGGGUCGAACAGCUAGUGCUCGAAGACGAUGACAUCGUCGAUGAUUGA